GCAGGACUUGUGUCCUGCUACCCUCAGCAGGACGAGUAUUGUGACGCGCGCGAUCGGUUUGAUCCUGCCGCGAUGUCGAUUUCGGUGAGGCUGAAGCAGGUUCAGAUCCCCAGGUCGAAGGGGGAGAAAUUUGCAAAAGUUGAGUUCAGAGGUGUUUCUCAUUCGACUAAAAUUCUGGAGGAUAACGGAACUGAACUCAAUGUGGUGGAUCAAAAAUUCGAUUGGCCAGUGGGAAGACCAGUAGAAGAAGACGAGCUUCUGCUUUUGGAACUAUUCUCACGCAGUCGCCUAUUUUCUGACAAGCUUAUUGGCUCUUAUCGUCUGGUGUUGCAGAAAGUGGUUCAGGAUGGCCAGCUAUCUAUCUCAGACAGUCUUCUAGAUGCCAAUAAUAUAGCGAUACCGGCAACCAUUGACUUCGAUGUGAGUUACACUCCUCCGGACGAGGCCAUGGCAGUCUACGACUUCCUUGAGGACGAUCAGCAGAUGCUCAUCGAUAUAGAGCAGAACAUCGCCAACAUUGAGCGCAAUUUGGCAACAGGGCAGGACAAGGAAGCAGCGGGUGCUGUCAAGAGGCUGGCCGUGGGAGCAGCAGAGAAGAGGAACGGCCAGGAGAGGAGGAAAACGACGAUGAGGACAGUGAGAAACUUGAUGAGGUAGGUCUAAAUUUAUUGAAAAAGCAUAGCGCAGACCCCAAUAAAUUUGAAAACAAGCCAUGGUUCGACCUAGAUUGCAAUUUUUCAAAGAGACACUGCACAAAUUGCCAGAAAGUCUGCAAAGUGAAUAAUUU
Phaedon cochleariae (mustard beetle) is the source of this 787-nucleotide messenger RNA. The record is from the annotation of a GenBank genome assembly. Lineage: Eukaryota; Metazoa; Arthropoda; Insecta; Coleoptera; Chrysomelidae.